GGAGCCUCCAGAGGGCUGUCGGCGCAGUAGCAGCGAGAAGCUACGUCCGCGGUGCUCCUGCUCCGGGCAGAAGAGGGCGAGGGAGCGCGCGCGCCGAUCCCGGAGCCCACCGCGUCCCAGGCCGCCGAGGAGAGCCGGCAGCAUGGAACACCAGCUCCUGUGCUGCGAGGUGGAGGCCAUCCGCCGGGCUUACCCCGAUGCCAACCUCCUCAACGACCGAGUGCUGCAGGCCAUGCUCAAGGCCGAGGAGACCUGCGCGCCCUCCGUGUCCUACUUCAAGUGCGUGCAAAAGGAGGUCCUGCCGUCGAUGCGCAAGAUCGUGGCCACCUGGAUGCUGGAGGUCUGCGAGGAGCAGAAGUGCGAAGAGGAGGUCUUCCCUUUGGCCAUGAACUAUCUGGACCGCUUCCUGUCGCUGGAGCCCGUGAAAAAGAGCCGCCUGCAGCUGCUGGGGGCCACCUGCAUGUUCGUGGCUUCCAAGAUGAAGGAGACCAUCCCCCUGACGGCCGAGAAGCUGUGCAUCUACACUGACAACUCCAUCCGGCCCGACGAGCUACUGCAAAUGGAGCUGCUCCUGGUGAACAAACUCAAGUGGAACCUGGCCGCGAUGACUCCGCACGAUUUCAUUGAACACUUCCUCUCCAAAAUGCCCGUGGCCGAGGAGAACAAACAGAUCAUUCGCAAACACGCCCAGACCUUCGUCGCUCUGUGUGCCACAGACGUGAAGUUCAUUUCAAACCCGCCCUCCAUGGUGGCGGCGGGCAGCGUGGUGGCCGCUGUGCAGGGCCUGCAUCUGGGAAGCACCAGUGGCUCUCUCUCCUACCACCGCCUCACUCGCUUCCUCUCCAGGGUGAUCAAGUGUGACCCGGACUGCCUGCGGGCCUGCCAGGAGCAGAUCGAGGCCCUGCUCGAGUCGAGCCUGCGCCAGGCACGCCAGAACCUGGACCCCAAGGCGGCCGAGGAAGAGGCGGAGACUGAAGAGGAGCUGGACUUGUCCUGCACGCCCACCGACGUGCGCGACGUGAGCAUCUGAGGGCGCACCCCGACGGCCUGGGAGGUACCCCCGCCCCGGGAAGGCGUCCUGGCCUGGGUGCUCCCCAGCCGGACCAGCUUCGUCGCCGGGGGACACGUCGCGACCAGAAGGGAAAGUAUCGUUCUCCUUGUUGGUUGUUUUUUUUUCCUGUGUUCUCUCUUCCCUUCCAUCUAUGACUUGAGCGAAUGAGAAAAAUUACCCCAAAAACUGUCUUUUAAAAAAAAAAAAAAAGGAAAAAUAGUAUUUGCAUAACCCUGAGUGGCGGUGGCAGCGGGGGGGAGGGUCGUGCUACAAAAAUAGAGGAUUCCAUGCCCCAAUAAUCGAUUAGUUCUUAUAUUAAUAUUUGUGUCUCUGUAUUAUUAGAAUAGAAAAGGCAUUAACAGAAAGGAACCAUUUCCAGGGGAGGGUUAAAUUAGACUUGAUUAUGUGUUUUUAAAAAAAAAAGCAUAAAAACAUUAAAAAAAAAUUAGAAAAAUCCAAGAAACCAUUUUUAAAGUAGAAGAGGGUUUUAGAUAGAAAAACAUACUCUUGUGCUUUUCCUAAAAAGCAUAGCUUUACCGCUGUGGUAGACAUCUGUGUAAUCUCGCUUGCUCGUGCAUGUAGUCACUUUAUAAUUCGUUUGUUCGUGUUUAUUUGAUUUCGUAGGUAGACGUGUAACCUCUUCACCUUAUCAAUGGUUGCUGUGACAGCCCCCCCCCCCCCAGGUUAGAGUGGCGUAGGGGUCGGCAUCGUCACGAACCCUCCUAAAAUUUUUAGGCCUGCGGGUUGACCGUUCUCGAUCAGUCUCCCUGCCGAGGCCUGUCGGUGCCAACUGGAAUGGCGGAAUUGGGAAAGGCCAGCUCGACUCCCACCGUGCGCUAAUAGAAAGAGAAAGCAGAAUAGCCACAUAAUAUAUUCUAUUUUUAUAAUCUUCCUAUUUUUGUAGUUAACCUGUUUAUGAAACGCUGGUUUUUUCACCCAAACGGACUCGCAGUCUGCCCACAUCUAGGUUAAUUCCAUAGCUUUUUUUUUUUCCCCCCUCCAUAUUCUAAAACCAUUCCAUUUUCAAAGCACUUUCAGUCCAGUAGUUCUAGGAAAUCUUUGUUUAUAUCAUGGGGGGGGCAACUUUUUUUUCAAUGGAAUGGUUUGGGAAUAGUCACGUACUUGUGUGCAAAGAGGAUUGCAAAGCAAGUGCACGUCAGGGUGGUGUUAGUGAAGGGAUAAUUUUGAAAGAAAAAUUUGCAUUUUCAUAUUGCCAGGUUAUGUUCCUUUCCUUUUCUGUAGAGAAGCUGAAGUUUAGAAAUCCUUUUGGUGCCAACUGGUGUUUGAAAGUAGGGCCUUAAAGGUUUGCCUAGAGAACACAUAGCUUAAGGAUUACCUUUAGAUGUUUUACAACUGAAGGUUUUAAACACUAAAAAUAUAUAAUUUAUAGUUAAGGCUAAAAAGAAUAUUUAUUGCAGAAGAUGUUCGUAAGGCCAGUAUGAUUUAUAAAGUAAUGCAGUCUCCCCUUGAUUUAAAAACACCCACAAACUUUUCUGCCUUUGAUGUUGCAGAUUUGACAUGGUUGGGAAAAGAUAGGUCUUUCUUACAGACGCAGAAAAAAAAAUCAGGAAAACCAAACCAAGAAAUGGAUUUGGCCCUGUUUGGCAUUUUCCAAAGACAUCAGCUAACGUGGAAAAAUCAGUGUGGUUAAAACAAGUUCAGUUCUGAAGUUCUUAUCCCAUCCCAUCCUUUUUAAGAGAAAUUUAGCAACAGAUAGGACAAUUUGCACAUCGUGGUCUGUACGUUUUUGUGAUUAUUCUUUAGAAGUGUUGAAGGGAAGUGACAAGAACGUUGAGGCUGAUGGUUGGAGAGAGCAUGUGAGGGUGGGCAUGCGCGGAGAGGGGUCCUUGCAGACAGGCUGCAGCUUUGUGUUUUUUUAUUGCGCUGCUAUCGACGACUUCCCAGCAUGGUUUGGAAACAAUUUCACACGCUUCUCUGUAUCUCUUUCACGACAUUUUGCUGCUAUCGAGAAUCAGUUUUUUGUUUUAUGAUGUCAUGUACUGCCAUGUGCUAGAAUUUUAAUUUUCUCAGAGAAAAUUGUAUUACGGAUACCAAUUUUUUUUUUGUAGAUUUUUUUUUUUUAAUGUGAUCAAUUUUGACUUAAUGUGAUUACUGCUCUAUUCCAAAAAGGUUCCUGUUUCACAAUACCUCAUGCUUCACCUAGUCGUGCGUGUGUAGGUCCACGGGGUCAGGUUCGGCCUGACCCCGGCCUCCUGCUUCAGCAGACAGACCCACAGACGGAUCCCCUGUUACCCAGGCAGGCGUUACCGGAGACCGGGCCUCGGCGUGUCCUUUUCUCCGCCUGUUACGCUGAUUCUUCACUGGGUCCUAGAUUUCUCAUCCUACUAAUUGUUAAAGCUGUAUUGUUCUUUGCAUUUAGCUAUGAGAGUUGCAUUGAUAUUUUAAGACUUGGCGUCCUGCAUGCCGCCUUAGUGCUGUAUCCUCAGGACUCUGUCAUUCGGGACGAUUGGAAUCUUCUGGAAUUUGUUAAAUUGGGGGCGUUACCAUCUGCUGUGAUGUCCCAGUGGUCAGUCUGUUGUUUUGUUCAUCACCGUGUCAUGCUUUUAAAGAGACUCCACAUCCCCACGAAGCCACCCACGGCCCUGUGUGCCCGGGUCUGCUGGCACACACGGCCAAACCCAAAGGAUGUGCCCACGUCCCAAGUGCCUGGAGGCUGUUGGCAGCCUGGGACCCCGCGCCCCCGCCCCACCCCCAGGAACACUGCUUACACUUACCUCAGAACCAUUCCAGCUGCGGCAUCUGUGUCCGAACCAAGCGGGCUCCGUGCGGGGCGGUCUGUCCAGAGAGAUGAGGUGAGGCUGGAGUGGACGGCUCGAGGAACGUGUGUGUUGAAGGCCAAAGGCGGCGGCAGGUCCAUGGGGCACUGCCAGCUCCCCUGCCCGGGGCCCGCCGUCUGCAGAGGCCGUGGGUGGGCAGCUGGGUCCGGGCUUGUGCACCCCCGUGGGCACUUGCUUCCUGCCCCUAGAUGGGUCACCAGCACGUUUCCAGCAGAAAACAAAAGAUGAACGUGGAAAGGCUAGAAAUAAAAUUGGUAAAACCCCA
Messenger RNA from Choloepus didactylus (southern two-toed sloth), 4114 nucleotides. RefSeq names its product cyclin D1 (gene CCND1). Gene Ontology annotation, molecular function: cyclin-dependent protein serine/threonine kinase regulator activity. Bases 143 to 1030 code for a protein of 295 amino acids. The record is from RefSeq and is a predicted model, not a curated record. Gene Ontology annotation, biological process: positive regulation of G1/S transition of mitotic cell cycle; regulation of cyclin-dependent protein serine/threonine kinase activity; mitotic cell cycle phase transition. The transcript has 5 exons. Gene Ontology annotation, cellular component: cyclin-dependent protein kinase holoenzyme complex; nucleus; cytoplasm. NCBI's taxonomy places the organism in Eukaryota, Metazoa, Chordata, Mammalia, Pilosa, Megalonychidae.